GGCAGCGAGCAAGUCCUUCUCCCCCGCCUCUAGCCCCGUCGUCGCCAUGGCCGUCGCCAACCACACGCCCAAGAAGUCCGAGCUGGUGCUGGACGGCGAGUCGCUCUGCGCCGAAGACCUGGUCGCGCUGUCCAAGGGCUACACCAAGAUCUCGCUGAGCGAGGAGGCCUGGAAGCGCGUGGCUUGCGGCCGUGAGGUCGUGGACAACAUCCUCAAGGACAAGACGCGCGUGGCCUACGGUAUCAACACGGGCUUCGGACUCUUCUCCAACGUCAUCAUCGGCCCCGAGAAGCUCACGGAGCUGCAGGAGAACCUCAUCCGAUCGCACUCGUCGGGCACGGGCGAACCGCUGUCGCCGCAGCAGACCCGCAUGCUGCUCGCACUGCGCAUCAACGUGCUGGCCAAGGGCCACUCAGGCAUCCGUGUGCAUACGCUGGAGCAGCUCGUGGACGCCUUCAACGCCGACUGCCUGUCGGUGGUGCCCAGCAAGGGCACGGUCGGCGCCUCGGGAGAUCUGGCCCCGCUCGCUCACCUCGCGCUUGGGAUGAUGGGCGAAGGCCCCAUGUGGGACAAGGUUGGCGAGGAGUUCGUCAUCAGCGAGGCGUCCAAGGUGCUGGCCAAGAACAGCCUCAAGCCCGUGCAGCUCGGUGCCAAGGAAGGUCUGGCCAUGAUCAACGGCACGCAGCUCAUCACGUCUGUCGGUGCUGAGGCGGUCGUCCGCGCUGAGAACGUCGCGAACUGCGCCGACAUUGCGGUGGCGCUCACGCUGGAGGUUCUCUGCGGCACGGUGAACGCCUUCCACCCGCGCAUCCACGCCGUUCGCCCGCACACCGGCCAGAUGCUCGUGGCAUCUCGCAUCCGCACGCUGCUGCGUGCCGACAACCCGUCCGAGCUGUUCCGUAGCCACAACUACGAGGGCAAGGUGCAGGAUGCCUACACCCUGCGCUGCGCCCCGCAGGUGCACGGAAUCGUGCACGACACGAUCAACUUCGUGCGCGGUGUCCUGGACGUCGAGAUGAACAGCGCCACGGACAACCCGAUGGUGUUCACGGGAAGCGCUGAGGUGACCACGGACUUGACGCCUACCAUGCAGUCCAACCAGGUGGAGGUUGAGAGUGAGCAGCCCAAGGAGGAGGCGGAGAUCACCGACCUGGACGACGCUAAGCAGGAGAUCAAGCGCCUCAAGGCCCUGGUCGAGCAGAAGCAGAAGCCUGUGGAGCACCCGGCAGCUGGUAUGAAGCGCACGUCGGACACCUUCUACCGCGGUGGCGGCGGCUUCGUCAUUUCCGGCGGCAACUUCCACGGCGAGUACCCGGCCAAGGUGCUGGACUACCUGGCCAUCGGCAUCCACGAGAUCGCCAGCGUCAGCGAGCGCCGCAUUGAGCGCCUCGUGAACCCGACGCUCAGCAACCUGCCGGCGUUCCUGGUGCCCGAGGGCGGUCUCAACUCGGGCUUCAUGAUCGCCCACUGCACGGCGGCAGCUCUGGUGUCAGAGAACAAGGUGCUCACCCACCCGUCGUCGGUGGACUCGAUCUCCACGAGCGGCGCCAAGGAGGACCACGUGUCCAUGGGCGGCUACGCCGCUCGCAAGGCUCUCACCGUCGUGGAGCACGUGGAGACGGUCGUCGCCAUUGAGAUUCUGGCCGCGUGCCAGGCGCUUGACCUGCUGCGCCCACUGCGCACCACCGAGGCGCUGGAGGCCGUCCACGCGCUGGUGCGCACCCGCGUGCCCAAGUUCGACAAGGACCGCGUCAUGAAGCCGGACAUCGACGCCGUGCUGGAGCUCGUCCGCAGCGGAGCGAUCUGCGACGCGGUCGCGCCGUUCCUGUCCAAGCUGCACGAGUCCGGGCUCUAA
This is a messenger RNA of Phytophthora sojae, 1855 nucleotides long. RefSeq lists its product as hypothetical. Bases 47 to 1855 code for a protein of 602 amino acids. The record is from RefSeq and is a predicted model, not a curated record. The transcript has a single exon. Gene Ontology annotation, molecular function: ammonia-lyase activity. Lineage: Eukaryota; Oomycota; Peronosporomycetes; Peronosporales; Peronosporaceae.